Molecule: messenger RNA, 6186 nt
Organism: Mesocestoides corti
Lineage: Eukaryota; Metazoa; Platyhelminthes; Cestoda; Cyclophyllidea; Mesocestoididae
Source: the annotation of a GenBank genome assembly
ACGGGACGCGUACUGAAGUGUGAUGUGAUUGUUGACGACAUACACAGCAUCAAGGUUGACACGACUACACAGGAACUCUAUCUUCACAAUACCCCGGAAUCGCUAGUUGUCAUUGGCUACGACGAAUUUGGAAAUACUUUUUCCAGUCUCGAUGGUAUCCCUUUUGAAUGGAAAAUACAUCAAGCAAGUGAUCAGAGCUCAACCAUAAAUAGUAACGGCGUACUUCGUUUUUUGACCUGGACGGAGUCGGAAUAUACUACCCCAAGUCGGAUUGGGCUCCUUGAAGCAGAAGGUAUGCAGGGUUAUAUGCAACUUGUAAGUGGCCUCAGGACUGGAUCGGCCGUGGUCAGUGUGGUGCUUCGUGAACCUGCAUAUAGUCACGUCAAACCUGCUAAAGUUCGUUUGCUAGUCAUGGCAAAUGCACAGCUUAAUCCUCCCGUUCUUUACGUAAUGCCUAACUCGAUUGCACGCUUCCGAGUUAACGUUGUGCGGCAAGACGCUGAUGAAGAAAUUUCAAUGCCAUCGCCUCAAUAUUAUCUAUCCGUUUCCGACGACAGCAUCGUUGAGUUAGAACCUGAAACUGGCGCCGUGAUAACUGCUCGAAAGUGUGGCCAGACUACUGUUACCCUUCUAGACCGAAAUGUUGAAGAAGCCAUCCACUUGUUGGGAUCAAAUCCUUCUGAUUCGAACGAUACAGAAACCCAGCUUCUAUCUUAUCAUCGGCGCCCAACGUCAAUAGUCUUCGUUGUCGAACCAGCUUACUUCCGUUUCACCGUUCAACCAGUAGGCGAUGGGGCUCAAAUAUGUGUCUCAGCGGCCCGUCAUUCGUCAUUUUCACUAACAUUUGGACAAGGACUAUAUAAUCACUGGACUUUGGAGACAGGGAAGACUUAUCUUCUUGCACUUGAGCUCUAUGAUCAAAACAACCACCGUCUGUUCCCAUCUGACAACAUCCGCAUUUCGAUCAUGUACCCGGGUGAUAUGUUUAAAGCCGUAAACCGCACAGAAAACGGAACCGUUUAUACGAUUGUACCCCUUAAAACGGGAACUGUUACUUUAAAAGCGAGUCUAGACGGAACAGGCGAAACAAAAUUGUUAAACCAUUUAAUCUCUGGCAGUCAGGAGGUGGUUGUGUAUUCGCCGCUAACAGUGCUUCCAAAACAAUUAACAAUCGCCUGGGAUUUUUCGGAAAAUAAUUCUGAGGGUUAUGCGCUUGCAGCGGUUGGUGGCAGCGGUGACUACGUCUGGACCGUGCUACCCACAUCAAGUCUACCUUUUGCUGAAAUUCAAUCCAGUGGGCUGGAAGUAGUCUCCGUAACUAGUAACGGAGCUUUAUUUCCCAAGGGCCUGGGCUCCGCCGUUGUUGUCGCUUCCGAUUUGCGAAACCCAGAUAUGUGUUCUCAUUCCUCAAUUCGUGUAAAUUCACUGUCGACAGUGAACUUUUCCCCUGGCCGCGCGGAAGUGUAUUUACCGAAACAUCCGCUACUAGCUGACGAGGCCCGCAUAUCCUCUCUAUUGAGCACUCGUUCGAUUUCUGAGGACGUGAAAGACCUGAUUCCAGAUUCUCUUGUUGACCGAAUUCCGCAGGACCCACAAGAAAAAAUGGCCAAAUCGAUUCUAUCUGUGGGUUUAACUGCAAUGGAUACUGAGGGAAAUACAAUAACAAACUGUCAUAAUUUACCAAUCAAAGUGAGGCCCUUAGACUCCUCAAUUGUCAGUGUAUUGCCUGGCGUUUACUACCUUCCUCCCACCACCAAGGGCCUUAAUGGCAGCAAUGUUUGUGCAUUCGUUCGUUUGUUUGGUCUCCGUGAGGGUUUCACAGAACUUGGGGUCUUUUACUCCUCUGGCGAAAGGUCGAAGGAAAAUAAAGUUCCUGCGCGCUUCCCGGUUGCAGUGUACAAAGAUAUCACCUUCUUGGCCGAAGGCAGCGUCAUUGCAGUUGCUGUUGGGUCUUCAAGACGUAUUUCUCAUAUUCAUGGCCCAAAUCCCUGGCGCCUGGAUCCGGGAUUGCAUUUUGUUGAACUGGAUGUUGUAACACAGUCUGGGGGAAAAACAAAGCCCACUGUCCGCCAACAACCGAAACCUCUUGUUUCCCAAAACAAUAAUAGUAUAACUGGCUACUCGUUUAUACUGCGUUGCGAAUCUUCGGGAAGUUUUCAGCUUAAUGUGAUUAUCGGCAACCACCCGUCUUCAACCAAUCCUGUACCUGCCGUCCUAUCUGCUUCCAUUACACUCAUUUGUGACAUUCCCUCGAAGAUCCACCUUGUACCGCAUCUAGUUCUUCCGGCAUUGCCAGAAAACUUCCCUCCAUGCCCCUUUACUAAUCGCUCAUUCGAGGAUUCAGAAGACUUUAUCCCUUUUUCCAAUAACGCUCCACUGAAGAUUGAGAUCGUUUUCGCAGGUUUGUCCGGUUAUGAACUAACCGGAGUUGACUCUAUCAACGCACGGACACAUUUGUUAUCCGAGACAGAAAAAAUAGAUGAAAUCGUUUCUGUACUUGAACCUCAAAUCCUUACAUUUCGGCCAUUCAGUGACGUUGACGUCGCAAGACCUGCAAAUCCAUAUUUAAUCAUAACUCCGCGUACUCUCGGGGAGUCGGCAGGACGGCUGCGUGUUCAAGUUGUUGCAAGUCAUCGGUGGCCAGGUGAACAAUCUGUUGAGCUCGAGGCUACCCUUCCUUUGAAAAUGUCUCCAAAAGUCGAAAUCAAACCACUAGGCGACUUUCAGCUUCUGCUUCACCACGAGGCCGUUGUUGAUAUUCAUCUGUCCCAUGGCUCUGGAUUCUUUCACUUUAAUAUUUUCUCGCUCGAUUCAAUGUCGGCAUUGUCAAAUCAGACCUGUCUUUCAAUCUAUCCUCACCUUGACCACAAAAGUGGUGGCUCUAGAACUCUACGGGAUUUUUCGCUGCGUCCAAAAUGCAAGGGAAAAGUGAUUAUUCGUGUCACCGAUCUAUGCUUUCCCGCUGGACUCGCGUUCCCAGGUGACACUAAGCUGAAACCUGGGGAAAUUGGGCUCGCUAUAGAUGAACGUCUCGUCUCUAUUGUUGGCCUCGGCUCACUUCGCCUUUUUGCUCCUUCUCAACUGGAGCUCCUAUCAAAGGCGCCUGUAUACGUACGCGCUUUCGAUACGGACGGAAAGGUGUUGUCGGCUCGUUUUGCCAGCCUUUUGGAUCUGCGCUUGAUUUCGUCCUCUGAUGGUCAAUCACCUGAAAGCUAUUCUCAGAUAGUUUCUCCCUGUCCGGAUGCACCGCCUGAUUCAGAUAACCUGGGACUGCCACACAGCAUCGUUUCUAGUACUGAUUUCUGGCUUCCCCCACCUACCGACUGCCCUCACGAACUUCCUGGUAUUGCCAGAUUUAAUCUUUGUGGUCAGAGUCUCGGCCCAUCGAAACUGAAGGCCCUCUCUGGCAACGUGACAAGUAACGUAGAAGUCGUUAAUGUCUUUGCGCCAUUAAGCUUGAAGCCCUGUAACUUGAACUUAUUGCUUGGAGCGGCUCACAAAAUGACCACAUCUGGUGGCCCAUCUUCUCGUUCCAUCGCCUUUCAAGUGACUCCUGAACGUGGUGGGAGACCCAACUUACGUACAAUUCAGGUUCAUGAGGAAGGGGAAGAAAGCGGAGUCGUUCUACGAGCUGAGCUAGGUCAAACAGGAAGCGCUACAGUGUCAGCCAAAGCCACGAGCUCUACCGGAUACACUGACCUGGAUACUUCCGAUUUCGAUGCUUGGGGACUCACGUCACCACCUGCAAGUUUAUCAUCUGAGGCAUCCUGCCUGGUGAACGUUGUCGCUCUCGCCGGCGUUCGUAUUGGCUGUUCGCUGCCAACGUCGGACCGUACCAGUGGUAGCCGUACUUUAGUUGCCUCAACCAAUAGUAACUCGACCAUGGGCGGUGUUCCGGUAUGGGCAGAAGGUGUCGCUGCCAUUGAAAACGACCUCGUUGUCACUCCCAUGGGCCUGGCAGAUGUCCAGCCUCCGCUUCACUUCUCCUGGGGUCUCUCUCCGCCUAUGCCAAAUUCACCUGCUCACCUCGUCCACUGGCUGAGUCAACUAAAUGUUGACCCAGACGACAUUAAUCUCUCCUCGGGUAUGGUUCUUGUUGGUGUUGCACCGGGGCAGGUUAAACUUCAAUUGACCGUCUUUACUGAGGGGGGAGCUAGCACUGGUCAACUAGUAUCAUUUUCAUCAGAUGGCCGCGAUGGUUUGCAUCCCGUUAACAAACUCUCUGCUGAAGUUGUCUUCACCAUUGUGCCUCAUCUGCGUCUGCUCAAUCCUCCCCGACAGAAUCCGCGCCUCCUCAUUUCUCCCAACAGCCAAAUUCAACUGAAACUUCCUUCUCAUAUUCUGGCAGAUGGUGGUACCGACUACACCAUUAAUUGCCCAAGCGACUCACCCCCAAGUCUCCUGCAGUUAUCUCCCGGUGGUUUCCUUGAGUCUGGCGCCCAUGGUCGUUGUGACGCCUGGUCGAAUUGGCGUUUGAAGGACUGCAGAUGUCAUCUGCGGAUUGAUUAUAGCAGCAUGUCUACCAGCAGUGUUGGACGUAAAGAACGGACUCUUCAGUCCUUGGCUUUCGAUGUGGUCGUCAAGCCACCUCUCUAUCUCCUUGCUAGAGCACAACCUGGACACCAUAGUUUGUUGAAACCGAGCACCGGUCUUCCUUUUGGCGGACCUUAUCCCAUAAUUUUGUCGUUCCACGAUGAGCUUGGGGAAGCCUUUGAUGCAGUUGCUGAGGAAUUUCUGUCCUUCCGAAUACGUGCGCAUCGUUCUAACUUGCUUGACUACUCCGUUGUCAGUGAUGGAAGUGGUUCACAUCAUCCACUCGGCCGUCUUAUGCUGCGGCUCACGCCUCCACUUCACGCGGACUUGACCACACUGCAGUCAGCCACAACAAUUCAAUUAACAUAUUCAAAUUCUCUGAUGGCAGACGAAACUACCAUCCUCGCCCCAAGCUACCUCACUAUUCCUACAGGCCCCCCGCUUGAUGUCUGCGGUAAUUCAGAACUCACCGUCGGCCAAUGGGCUUGCUUGCCCAUCCUUCCACAAGGCGACGGAAUUUGGUCCUCCAGUGAUCCAAGUCUCCUGUGGAUCGAUAAUCAGUCGCUCUUUAUGCUUCCUCUGCGUGCUGGUCAUGUACAUAUUCAAUUUACCCCCAAAGGCAAAGGGGAAGUACGGACAUCGUUAUUGGGAAAAGUUUUAGUGAAGAAUGUUUGCUCGUCCCCAAACAUGCGUCUUGAAUCAAAAAACUCCGAUUCGUCGUUCAUGUCUGUUGGGCUGGAUUCAUCUCAUGAGGUUUUUCUUCGUUUCGGCCAUUCUUUAACCAAACCUUCAUCCAAUGGUUCAUGCGCUGACUCGUUGUCAAUCACCCGUAUCUCAGACCUUUCUCCCCUAAUGUGUUCCGCUCACCUUGAACUGGGUGGUAUCGGUGAACACCACCAGGCACGGUCAGCCUACCUUCCUAACUGGUUGCGUGCGUUUCUUUUCGCCGAGCGCUAUGCUAUCGACUCCGGUGUGAUUGUCGAGUCCAACAUCGUAACAGCCAUCGCAGACCCCAUUGCCUAUUCCUCGGACUUUCGUGCCCAACUGGUUCCCUCACCAUUGGAGACGGGUAUGUGGACGUGCAUCAUUCGUUCUGGCAGUCCAGGCGACUACCCAAGACUGGCGACUCUUCCCCCUGGUUCUCGACUAGUCGUUGAGGUCCAGGGUGUCUGCGGGACGGCCGUUGAUGAAUCGACUAAGGAGGUCAUCGCAAAGCUCGAUUUGAAACUUGUCCCUGGCUUCAAAGUUCUCGUCCCUCCCCUGCAUUUGUCCCCCACAGAUGGUCUGGUGUUGACUCCACGUGUGCCAAAAGGCAAUCUGCUAGUCUUUAUUCCUCCGGCGACACUGGCUCAAAUGGAGUCAGCGGCAAACAUCGACCAACCACUCAAAGCGCGUUCUCAGCGUCCCGACCUACUGGCCAUUAGUUCCGCGCCAAGACCCGUUCAUUCGGUCAGUCACGUGAAGGCUGCGCUCGAUCGCAUCUCUGGUGAGCACAAUCAAGACGUCGGCGGCCAAGGGUUAGGUGGUCUUCUCAAGAACCUCAGUCUCAUGAUGGAGAACGAGGCUGAAAUAUCUCCGGAACAAGCAUUUGGGAAUGGACUUGUCUGGAUGGUUGGCAUCAAGUCUCUUCCUACGAAGACAGGUGUGGUUUAG